Lactuca saligna is the source of this 1297-nucleotide messenger RNA. The record is from the annotation of a GenBank genome assembly. NCBI's taxonomy places the organism in Eukaryota, Viridiplantae, Streptophyta, Magnoliopsida, Asterales, Asteraceae.
GAAAAAGAACAUCGAUGGAGGAUCUGAAUUACAUCUUCUCCCAUCUCCUAUUCCUGAUCCUAAUCCUAGUUCAUAGUCAUCCCUCAUCAGCAUCAUCAUCAUCAUCAUCAUACAACUGCCCAACUUCCUUCUGUGGCGCUGGCGCAACUCCAUACUCUGUUCACUUUCCCUUUCGUAUGAUCGACCAACAAGCAGACGUGUGUGGCUAUCCGGGAUUCGAUCUUGAAUGUAACAGCCAAAACAGGGUGACAUUAAACCUUCCGAAUUCAGGAGAGUUUUUGGUACGAAACAUCGAUUAUGGAUCUCAAAUUGUGCAAGUUUAUGAUCCAUCAGGCUGUUCUGCCUCCAGGCUUUUGAGUUUGGACCUGUCGGGUUCACCAUUUUCAGUCUCCCCAAUCCGAAACUACACUCUUUUGAGCUGCCCGGUUGAGCUCACAACCUCCCGUUUCCCUACUGUCAGUUGCCUCAGCAAUUCUACAUAUUCUACUGUAGCCACUUCUUCUGUUAGUUUUGCUAUGUUAAUGGCUAACCGCAGCUCUUGCCAGAUCAUUGGUUCUUUAUGGAGUCCGGUGUCGAGGUAUCAAGGUCAAGAAGGGCUCACAUCGAACCUAAAUAUGGAUAUAUUUUUGACAUGGGAUUCGCCUAAUUGUCAAGAUUGUGUAACUCAGGGCGGGGCUUGUGGUUACACAAAUACCACUAUGGAAGAAGUUGCAUGCUUCGAUAUUACCAAAAAGGGAAGUAAAAAAGCAAUGGUGGCAUUAAUAAUGGUCUCCAUGGGCCUAGCUCUACCAGCGAUAGGAAUCUCCAUUGUGAUGAUAUACUACAUCUGCAUUGACUACAGAAGUGUAACCACGUGGAUUUCAAGAAACAAUGCAACAGCAGCUACCGCCAUGGUGACGCCAGAAACCACCACCGCCAUUAGCAGUUUGGUGGCGGGUCUGGAGCAGUCGACAAUAGAGUCGUACACAAAAGUGGUUUUAGGGGAAAGCAUGCGUCUUCCAGGAUAUGGAGAUGAAGAUGCAACAUGCUCGAUAUGCUUAUCUGAAUAUGAUGUUAAAGACAUGGUUAGAUGUAUACCAGAGUGUAGACAUUGCUUCCAUGCUGACUGUAUUGAUGAGUGGCUAAGGAUGAAAGGGAAUUGCCCUGUUUGCAGGAAUUCACCUUCUCCCCCUCCCUCACUUAUUAUAACAACUUAACAUAAUCAAUAUCUCAACUGAAACCAACAUCACAAGUUAAAAAAGAAUUGUAGGAUGGAUUAAAUUUAGGAAAUUAAAAUAUAACCAAUAUUUUGGUACAU